Strongylocentrotus purpuratus (purple sea urchin) is the source of this 4505-nucleotide messenger RNA. Its product is annotated as cubilin. NCBI's taxonomy places the organism in Eukaryota, Metazoa, Echinodermata, Echinoidea, Camarodonta, Strongylocentrotidae. The transcript has 26 exons. The record is from RefSeq and is a predicted model, not a curated record. The coding region runs from base 123 to 3665 and encodes 1180 amino acids.
ACUAAGUUUGUAACAUAGCACAUGAGAACGAUAAGUAACGGAGCUCGAAGCUGAGACUAAUAGUUAAGGAGUCGUAUCUGGACGAGGUUUGCAUGUUAUUGUGAUUGAGAAACUCAUUGACCAUGGACAGACUGAACCGUCUGGUGAAGCGGAUCUCUAUCAUCAUGCUAUGGGCAAUGAUCAUCAUGGUGGCAGGACUAACGUCUGUAACCAAGGCUGCGAUUGCCGGAAGUCAGACAGGUGGCCGAGUAAAGCUCGGUGAAGGGGAAUCUUUCACCAUCGAAUCGACCUCUGACCUUUGGGGUAAGUAUGCUGGUGAUCAGGAUAUAUUGUGGAGAGUGAAGGUCCCUGAAUCAUGUGAUGUUCUCAUCGUAUUCGAGUACUUCAUCACAGAGACUUAUAUGGAUUAUCUGUUCAUUGGAAAUGGAACGAAGAAAUCAGAUUCUCCGACAUGGGCUUUAUCUGGUUACGCCGCACCAUCUCAGAUCAGGAUGAAUUUCUCUGCAGUAUGGAUCAGGUUUAGCACAUCAGAUUUUGCAGGAUAUCGUGGAUUCAGAGCUAGCAUCACACCUCAAUGCAGUCAAGAUAAUACAACAGUCGACACGGUGGGUUCUGGAUUUCAGGCAUUGGAUGGAGAAACGUAUCAGAUCGCUUCACCGAACUAUCCAAACAACUUUCCUCCAAAUACAAGAUUAACAUGGGCCUUUCAGCUACCAAACCCACAAGAGUGCAGAAUCUAUGUCACCUUCUUAGACUUUGAAACUGAACAAGAUAAUGAUCAGGUGAUUAUUGGUACACAGGGUGUUAGAGUCAAAGAAACAUUUUCAGGAAGGGGCGUACUGCUGAACUAUCCUUUCCUGGUGCAAUCAGAAGACUCUUCGACCCACGCUUAUGUUCAGUUUAUAUCAUCGGAAACAUCGCCCACGGCUCGUGGUUUUAUGGCUAACGUCACAGCAGAUUGCGAACCAGGAUACCACCUAGACUUGAAGCGCAAUGAGACAUAUCGGCUGAAGACGUCGAACUAUCCUCUCUAUUACCCGACAGAUAGUGACGAGUCUUGGGUGAUAAAGGUUCCACAAAGCUGUGACAUUCUCGUAGAAAUCGUUCGAUUCGCUACACAACUCAACCAAGAUGGUCUUCAUAUCGGAAAGGGAUAUAAUAUGUCUGCUGAUGAACUGUUUUUCUUGUCUGGAAACUCGGUGCCGAGAUACCUUGAGGUAAAGUCUAACCUGGCUUGGGUUAGAUUCACAUCAGAUCAGGAUGAUAGCUCCAGACAUCACGGCUUCGAUGCUCACGUCACAUCUACUUGUAGAAAUGAUGCCGCGAUCGAGCAUAGUUUUGAUACGAGAGGCACUGCUGUAGCACUGUCUAACGGUGAUAUUUAUUCCAUAUCAUCACCCAACUAUCCAAAUGAUUAUGGGAACCAACAACACAUAGCAUGGAUGUUCAGGAUACCAGAUAACUGUCAGCUUAAUAUCGUUAUGAAUGACUUCCAAACAGACGGCACUGAUGACAAGGUUACAAUCAGGACACCGGAAUCUGUGGUCAGUGAGUUUAAUGGUGACGCCAUACCCGAACCAAGCUUCAUCAAUUCCACGGUGACAAUCGUUAAAUUCGACAGCGGUUUUAGUGGCACGUCUAGAGGAUUUCAAGCUGAUAUCUCUCCUAUAUGUGACAUCAUUACUACAGAGACACCUUCAACAAUUUCUCCGGUCAUUCAACCAAUCGAACCCCUCACCGUUCUACGAGGUCAACCGACUCGUGUUAUGUGUACUGUAAUACUCGGUGACCUCCCUAUUCACUUCCGCUGGCUAAAAGAUGGAGAUGUUAUUCCUCUUGGAGUUGGAGUUGAGUUUGUAAAUGGUGCUUUCUCUAGCUCCGUAGUGAUAGCUGAUGCUUCUAUUGUACAUGAUGGUCGCUACACAUGUGAAGCAAGUAACUUAGCUGCUGCAGUCAACUAUACAACAGCUCUUACUGUACAAGAAAACCUGGUCGAACUGGGACGUGGCGAUUCGUUGUUCGUCAAGACACCUCAAUAUAUAUGGGCAUAUUUUGGGGACGUAGUAGGUUCCUAUACCUGGAUUGUCAAAGCUCCGCAGAACUGUACUGUCCGGAUUGAAUUUCGUGGCCUUACAGCGACGGUACCCGGAGAUGUUCUGGAGAUCGGAUCAGGAUACAAUAUAUCUACAAAUCAUAUUUGGAACUUGACUGGAACUGAGGCGAACAUCCCGACGUGGUUCGAAAUAGAUUCAAACGUUGUGUGGAUGUGGUUUAGACCAAACGACCACAAGAUUCCUGCAUCAUCUGGAUUCAGUGCCGUUCUAAGGCCUACGUGUGAUCAAGAUGUAAACGCCCAGUCAUACAUUGACACGAGAGGCUCUGGUGUAUCACUAUCAAACGGGGAUUCCUAUACCAUAGCUUCACCUAACUUCCCUCAGAACCAUCCUACUUACACGAGUACAAUCUGGCUUAUCAAACUCCCUCAACCUGAUUGUCAACUUACCAUCGAUUUUGACAAUUUUACAACAACAUCGGUAGAUAACAUGCUUCAGAUCAGUCCAUCUGCUUCAUUAGACACCGUUCGUGCUACCUUAUAUGGUGACGUCAUACCGGAACCAAUAACCUUCACUUCAGCCUAUGUUCUCAUUCGGUUCAGCAGCAGAUCGUACUAUGGCUCUGAUAUCACCUUAGGAUUCAAAGCUCAUCUAUACGCUGACUGUGAAUCAGAAACAAAUGAUACUCAGCCGUAUGUUGAUGUAAUCGGUGGUAACGUCAGCCUCUCUGAUGGUAGCAGGUACUCCAUCGCUUCACCCAACUACCCUUAUGGUAAAUAUCCUGCCAGACAAGAUAUCACGUGGCAUAUCUAUCUAACGCAUCCACGAUGUCAACUCAGCAUCACAUUUCAAGUUUUCCAAACGGAAAGAUAUUUUGACAAGGUUUACAUCAGUACGCAGGGCAGAGAGCGCAUCUAUUAUGGUGACGUCAUUCCCGCCCCUUUAAUCGUCACAUCAUACUAUGUUGUCAUCCGUUUUACCAGUGACGGCCUCACAGGAUAUGAAGGGUUUAGAGCGAACCUCCUAGCGCAAUGCGAAGAAGGUGUUUCAACGACUAUGACCCCCGGGCAGCCAAACGAGGGAACCACUACCCCUCAGACAACUACCUUCAGGGCUACAACACCCGUUUCAUCUACACCAUCUGCAGUAGUUCCCAUACAGCAGAAUGUAACGAAUGUUACAACGGGUGAGCUUCUCCGCCGCUCCUACGCCAUCACAGACCGGGGAAUGGUGCAGAUGUUCCGUGGGUGGGUCGAUGUACAGGGCCAGGGCGCCCCUAACGAUUUCUGCAGGGUCGUGCGCACCGAUGGAAAGCCAUUCCUUUCAUGUCUUCUCGCUGGAUCUGAAGAAGAUGAUUUACUCGCCUAUACUUCACCCAACCCCUCUGUAGAAUGGUUUGAUCCAGGUUAUUCCAAUACAUGGUACAUGAAGGAUGAGGAUAAUGAUGGGCGAGACGACUAUUGCAGAUGUAUUGGUAGUGUGCGCUCUACAUUGGUUGUCUGUAUGAAAGCUGGAGCAAAUGGAUUUGAGGGACCUGGCAGUGAUUUCUUACCUCCUAACUCCCCUGAGGAAUGUCUCUUCCACCAAGCCGAUCCUUUCUUUGGCUUCUAAUCGUCUCAUCAUUCAAUGUUAACGUUGCUCUUUAUACUCUAGCUACCAGGUAAACUUCUUCUACAACGUUUGUUACCAUACGUUAGCUCACAAGUGUUUGGCUGUUUGUAUAUUGAUCUGAUAACGAACAGAAAAUUGCAAGCAUUAAGUGUGAUAAAGAAUGAGAAUGACUGCCCUAUGGGAAAGCACUUUACGAGUUCAUCUUCUUUACUUCUUAUUAAUGUAAUAAAAUAUACAGUUAAAUGAAUAAAUUGGUACAAAUAUUGAAUAUUUUGUAGACAAUGUUGGAAGAUUCGAUACCACUAAAAAGACUGUCGGUUCUCCAUUUAAACUUGUAUGAGUGUCGUUAAUGUAGAUUUUUUUAUGUUGAUAAUGUUUAGUCUAAAACCUAAAUGUAAAAACCAAUAGUCUACAAUGUAUGCCUAUGUACUUUGUUUCUUGUAUGGAAAAAGGAAACUUUUUACCUACCUCUAAAGAGAGAAAAAGAACGAAUCUGUAUUGGUGACAUUAGAUUAUAUCAGUAUACAAUGAUCCUUAAAUAGACCCCAAACCAAGUAAAUACGAUAUUGCACCGAUUCCUGCUGUGAACUAUGACCAUUAUAGUAAUGUGUUUCAAUACCGUUUGUCCAUCUGGAUGACCUUUUUACAGUAAACAUGUCAUGUAAAUCAUUUUUAAAAGUGACUGCAGGUUUAUAUAGAAUGAAGCUUUAUCCUUCUCCAAACUAAAAGGCUCGAUUUUUGUAUCUUUUUCUAAAGAUGUGUAAAUAGAUAACAAUGAACGUUCAUGUACGCUAGCUGUAUUAUCACGUGACUAAUAAAGAGAUAUAAAGAUCUCAUUGA